GUUAAAGGUAAACUGCGCCUAGACGGAAACAAGCUGUGUGGCCUUACAGCCCAAGGUUUGCAGCUGCUGCAGAAUGAUGGGAUCAGGUAAUGGUCGUAGAGGAAUGAAGUCACCACCUAUUCUUAUAGCUGUCCUGUUGGCAUGUAUUUUUGUUUUAACAAUAAACUACUGGAUCACAAGCUCACGAUGUGCCGAACUGCAGAGACAAUUGGCAGAACUGGAGAGCAGAAUGCAUAGGGUAGCUGCAGAACGUGGAGCAGUUGAACUGAAAAAGAAUGAAUUCCAGGACAAGCUGGAAAGACAGAAGAAACAGAUUGACACCAUCCAGUCCUUGCAUAACUCUCAGUUGCAAAAUACAAAUGAGGCGUGCCACAAUGAAAAAGAGACAUUACUAGAUACCAUAGUAGAGAAAGAAAAGGUUAUGCAGGAUCUAUACGUUCAGAUCAAGUCUCAAGAACAAAGCCUGUCGAAAGUAAAGCUUGACUUUGAACAACUACAGGAGAGCCAAGCUAAGAAAUCCACAUUCGAGUUAGCCCAGUGCAGCUCUAAAAUGAAGGAACUCAAUGAGCAGUGUGAGGAGAAGUUGCGCAGAGCCUCAGGAAAAGGUGGAACUGUAGCACAAGAAGAAAAUGCUGAUACCCAAAAGACUCAGAAACCCAAGACAAUUCUUCUAAAAGAUCUUAUACAAAAACAAGAAAAACAGAAUCCUUUACAGAAUAUCCAGAAACAACCUUCUUCUCCAGUUAAAGAAGAGACAAACGAUAAACCCGGGGCAAUCCCAAACCCCGACCUAAAGCAGGAGCCAGCAAAGGACUCCAUAACAGAUGAGCUGGCAAAUAAAUUGAAAGGGGAGGCUGAGGAGGAGGAGGAAUCCUUAAAGCUCAAAGAUGCAGCGGCACAAGAAAACAAAGUGAAGGAGGAAGAAAAUGACGAAGAAGUGGAAAGGGAGCAUCUGCUCAACAUAGAAGAUCCACAAGAGGAUGCAACAGAUGAAAAACAAGCUCCAAAUCCGGUUAAGCAGGGUGCAGAGCAGGGUCCACUGAAUGAUUACAAUGGGGAUGAAGGGAAUGAAGCGGAGCCGGAGGCAGACAAACAGGCUGAACUUGCAGAUGAUCAGAAUGUAAAUGAGGAUAAUCCAGCACAAGAGAAGAGACCUGAUCAAGAAGCUAAUCUUCCACGUCCAGACGCUCCAGGUCUUCCCAAGCUUGCAAAUGCUCCAAACCUGCUAAAACUUCCAAAUGCUCCUGUGGCUCCUGGAGAAGUUGACAAUGAGCAUAUUCCACUCCUUAAGAAAUAAAGGCACGCACAUUCUGAUAUUCUUUGGGGAUUCUCAUGAGGUGCAGUAGCACAGCAGUGUGGGCUUUGGCAACAGGGAUGAAAUCAAGGGGACCAGAUGAAGUAGAAAAAUGCAGAUGUAUGCAUGAGAGACAAGUAAAACUUCAAUCAUUUUCCAAAUUAUGACAUUUUAAUGUUUUUUUUUUUUUUUAAAUUGUAAUUGUAAAGCCAUGUCAGCAACUGGGCGAAGGGUGAAGAAAUGAAGAACAAUUGUCACGGCUGAGACUGCACAGUGAUAUCCCAUCAGUACUGGCGCAUUGCCAGGGGGCAGCUCAUUGCAAUAAUAAGCGUGUCGUUUACAAAGGAUCUGUUCUGCUGGGUAUAGUGAGAUUGUAAUCAUUAGGUGUGUGUGUGUCUAAGCUUAAAGUUGUGGGGUUUUUCUGUUUGAUUUUUGCAUACCUGACGGAUUUUUGGAACUUCCCAGAUCCGUGUGCUCAGGGCUGCCAUUAUAUAUCACGGGGCCCCGUACAACACUUUCGGGGUCCCCUGGGCUCCACACCAGACCCCGCCCACUCCACAUCACUGUUUAAAGACCACACAGACAUCAGCGCUAAAAAAGUAACCCCCCACACACACGUUAUAAAAAGCUAUUGAUGGUCAGGGCCCCCUUAUAAGUUUAAAAAAAAAAAA
Xenopus laevis (African clawed frog) is the source of this 1965-nucleotide messenger RNA. It is a transcript of the gene golm1.L, whose product is annotated as golgi membrane protein 1 L homeolog. The record is from RefSeq and is marked provisional. Gene Ontology annotation, cellular component: Golgi apparatus; membrane. Lineage: Eukaryota; Metazoa; Chordata; Amphibia; Anura; Pipidae.